Messenger RNA from Alternaria conjuncta, 1449 nucleotides. RefSeq lists its product as uncharacterized. Gene Ontology annotation, molecular function: glucosylceramidase activity. Lineage: Eukaryota; Fungi; Ascomycota; Dothideomycetes; Pleosporales; Pleosporaceae. The transcript has 2 exons. Gene Ontology annotation, biological process: sphingolipid metabolic process. The record is from RefSeq and is a predicted model, not a curated record. Bases 1 to 1449 code for a protein of 482 amino acids.
AUGGCGACAACAUUCCUACUACCACUGCUCUAUGCCGGCGGAGCUUGUGCUCAGUAUGUCCCUGUGCCGUGGGCAUACACACAAAAUGAGCCUCCUGUUAAGGUCUCUGUUGACGCUACCGUUCGACAUCAGACGAUGAUCGGAGGUGGCUGCUCAGGAGCCUUUGGUGUUGCCUGCGACCAGACCGGAUCUCGAGGCCUCUCUCCUUCAAACCAACAGCUCGUCAGCGACUACUUGUUCAAUGAGAAUAUCGGAGGUCUUUCUGUCUUGCGCAACCGCGUUGGCUCGAGCCCUACGGACGGCAUUCUUGGCAGCUGUCCUACAUCCCCAUCAGCACCUGCCAAUUACUCAGGCUUGGGAGCGAACGAUUCCACCGCCGACAGCUGCCAGCUCAAGCUCACCCAACAAGCUUUGACAGCCAAUCCGGAUCUGUUCAUCUAUGCAGACGCGUGGUCGGCUCCAGGUUGCUUUAAGACCGAUGCCACAGACAUCAACGGUGGACUCAUCUGCGGCGUGCGCGGGACCAACUGCACCCACGAUUGGCGACAAGCAUAUGCUGACUACCUUGUGGAGUACGUCAGAUUAUAUGAAGAGAAGGGUAUCAACGUCAACUUGAUCGGUGCUUACAACGAGCCCGACUUCAACCCCGUCACCUACGCUAGCAUGGACUCCGACGGAUACCAGGCUGCCGACUUCCUCAAGGUUCUCUAUCCUACCGUCAAGAAGUACCGCGAGGACUUGAAGGUGUCCUGCUGUGACGCGACCGGUGCUCGUCAGCAACGUAACCUGCUUUAUGAGCUGGAUCAAACCGGUGGUGGAAAAAUGUACGAUGUCGCGACAUGGCACAACUAUCAAAGCAUGCCUGAACGACCUUUCAAUACGCAUGGUCAGCCAAAUAUGGAGACCGAGUGGUCAGACGGUAGCGGCCCAUUCAACACUACCUGGGAUACGACAGGCCAGCUAGCUGAGGGUCUGCAAUGGGCGAUCUAUAUGCACCAAGCCUUCGUGUACAGCGACACAUCCGGCUACCUCCACUGGUGGUGCGCACAAGACAACCCCGGAAACACCACCGGCAGCGACGCCAUCCUCGUACGUCUCCGAGGUAACACCUUCGAAGUAUCCCGCCGUCUCUGGGCCUUCGCCGGCUACUUCCGUUUCGCACGUCCGGGAUCUGUUCGUAUCGAUGCUAUCAGUCCUGCUGAGAACCUCAAGGUCACGGCAUUUGAGAACACGAAUGGUACGCUGGCGAUCCCGGUUAUCAAUGAGGCGCACUACGCAAGACAGGUUGAGGUUAGUAUUAAGGGCUGUAAUCUUACGAUGGGUGUCGCGAAUGCGUAUUUGGCGGAUAACGAGCACAAUAAUACGAUGGUUGGGAUGUAUGGGGUUAAUGGGUCAGUGUUUGUAGCUUCUGUCCCGCCGAGGAGUAUGACUACUUUCUUCUUGGAGUAG